ACUUUGGUAACUUUAUUCCCUCUGUGUCCUCAGAAAGACGUAAAAAAAAACAAAGUUCUGGAGUGUUUCUGGUGGAAAGAGGAAGAAGUUUGUGUAUAAAAGCGAUAAAGUCGAGUUAUUUUUCAUCCUCUGAUCCCAUCAGAGACCAACUGAACUUCUCUCCAGCAGACGAACUUUUCCUGCAGUUUUCGACCGCCAUGGUUCCUCCGACCAACCCGAGCUACAAGGGCCGCUACAACGACCCGGUGCCGGUCUCCAACCUCAAAGACUUCGGCGACGACUUCGCCGAGUUCGAGCUGUUCGACGGCAUCGACGAGGCCAUGCCGCGGACGUUUCCCGGAGGAGCCCCGUUGUCGGUGGAGAACGUGGACAUGAGUCAGCAGAUCAACAAACCCAAACACUACACCACCGCCUACGACACCCAGAGCCUGGUGGUCCGCCGAGGACACGAGUUCAUGGUCCGGGUGACCUUCAACCGAGAGCUGGUCCAGCAGGACGACUUCCAGCUGGAGUUCCUGAUCGGCUCCAACCCGUCGGCCAACAAGGGCUCCCUGGUGGUGGUGACCUUCGGGUCCCGUCGUGGAGGCCCCUGGGCCGGCCGGAUCGUGGAGAUGCAGGGCGGCUCGGUGCUGCUCAGCGUCACGCCGUCGGCCACCGCCAUCGUGGGGAAAUACCGGACGUACGUGGCCAUAUCGGUGGGCAGUGGCAUGCAGCGCACCAAGAGGAACGCUGCCACCGACCUCUACAUGCUGUUCAACGCCUGGUGUCCACAGGACCCGGUGUUUCUCCCCGACGAAUCAGAGAGGAUGGAGUACGUCCUGAACGACACCGGCGUCAUCUACCAGGGUUCCAUGGGCGCGAUCGUGACCCGGUCCUGGGGGUAUGGACAGUUUGAAUAUGGAAUCCUGGAUGCCUGCAUCUACAUCCUGGACUCGUCCCGGAUGCCGAUUUACAACCGAGGCAACAUCAUCAAGGUGGUCAGGAAGGGAUCUGCUAUGAUCAACUCUCAGGACGAUAACGGCGUCCUGGUGGGGAACUGGAGCAACGACUACUCGAUGGGCGUCGCCCCGACAGCCUGGACCGGCAGCGUCACCAUCCUGCAGCAGUACGCCAACACCGGGGUGCCAGUGUGUUACGCCCAGUGCUGGGUGUAUGCUGGAGUCUUCUGCACCUUCCUGCGGUGUCUGGGCAUCCCCACCAGGGUCAUCACCAACUUCUCCUCAGCCCACGACAACACAGGAAACCUGAAGACUGACCUGAUCUUCAAGAUGGACGGGACGCCGGACCGACGGGCCACCAGGGACUCCAUCUGGAACUACCACUGCUGGAACGAGUGCUGGAUGGUCCGUCCAGAUCUUCCUGCAGGAUACGGGGGAUGGCAAGUAGUGGACUCAACGCCUCAGGAGACCAGCGAUGGUCAUUUCCGUUGUGGUCCAGCGCCCGUCGCUGCCAUCAAGGAGGGGAAUCUGUGUCACCCAUUUGACUGUGGAUUCGUCUUCGCUGAGGUGAACAGCGACGUGGUUUUCCUGAAGAAGGACCGAUAUGGGACGAUGGAGGUGUUCAAGGUGGAUAAGACUCAUGUUGGACAGGGUCUGUUCACCAAAGCUCUGGGCAGUGAUCAGUACAUGAAUGUCACCCACACCUACAAACACCCCGAAGGUAGUGAGGCGGACAGCCGGACUAUGACUCGGGCGGAAGAAUACGGCUGUGACAGGGAUCACUCUGACAUUCCAGAUGGAGAGCUGUCUGCUGACAUCACCUCUGAACCGACUCAGCUGGGUUCAGACAUUGAGCUGCUGGUGACUCUGACCAACCAGGGAGAUGUCAGCAGGAAAGUCAACUGUCACCUGGACAUCUCCGUCGUCUUUUACACUGGCGUCGAGGCCAACCACUUCAAAGACGUGGACUUCCCGGUCACUGUGGCAGCCAAGCAGAAAAACAGCGUGAUCGUGAAGAUCCAGGCCGACGAAUACCUGCCUCACCUCGGUGGUCAGAACAGCAUCCGCUUCAUCCUGACUGGUUCCUCCGAGGAGCAGUCGGUCAGCGCCAUCAAGGUGGUGACGCUGCUGAGCCCAGCGCUCACCGUGACGGUGAGCGGCCAGCCGAGGCUUGGGCAGCAGAUGUUUGUGACCGUCACCUUCACCAACCCCCUGAAGGAGCCUCUGCAGAAUGUCUUCAUGUACCUGGAAGGCUCUGGAGUCCUGGCCCUCCGGAGGCGCUACUUCCCCAAAAUUGAGUCUCAAGCUUCGGUCUCCUGGAUGGAAGCGUUCCUUCCUCGGCUGGCAGGACCCCGACGUAUCACAGCGGUGAUGUACACCAGCAACCUGAGCCAGGUGACUGGUUAUGCUGACAUCCACAUCAACUGACCUGCCUCACCAUACGCAUCAUCUGCCUGAGUGGGCGGAGCCUGCAACAAAAAAUGCCACUUCCUGCUGUGAUGAUUCUUUUUUCCUUCUACUAUGAAUUCAGUUAAAUACAGGAAGCUGAACUUUAAUGAGUUUAUUCCACAGAUAUGGAGGUUUGUGUGAGUGUUUUUGGGAUGUAAACUAACAGAAGCAGGUUAAGAUAAUUCCACUUAUAGAUGACAAUAGAGUAAAGUUUACUACUAAUAAUGUGAAAUAUUAAAUAGUACUUACAUUACAUUAGUUACAUUAGUACUUACAUUACACAAAUAUGCCAUCACAAUGUAGCAAAAUACAAUAAUAAUAAUAAUUUGGCAAUUACUAUAAAAAUUUGAUUUAUUUUUAACUUUUAGGACACAUUUACAACCAAAUAAAACAAGUUACGUUAGCAUUACAUAAACAUUAGCACGACUCCUCUGUGAUCAUGCUAACAUGCCAGCAUGCUACGGUAGCUAUGUGACUGUAAAAUACCAUGAACAUUAGCAUGACUCCUCUGUGAUCAUGCUAACAUGCUAACAUGCUACUGUAGCUAUGUGACUGUACAACAUCAUAAACAUUAGCAUUACUCCUCUGUGAUCAUGUUAACAUGCUGACAUGCUAAUUUAGCUAUGUGACUAUAAAACACCAUAAACAUUAGCGCGAAUUCUCUGUGAUCAUGCUAACAUGCUAAUGUAGCUAUAUGACUGUAAAGCACCAUAAACAUUAGCAUGACUCCUCUGUGAUCAUGCUUACAUGCUAGCAUGCUACUGUAGCUAUGUGACUGUAAAACACCAUCAACGUUAUCUCGACUUCUCUGUGAUCAUGCUAACAUGCUAACAUGCUACUGUAGCUAUAUGACUGUAAAACACCAUAAACAUUAGCAUGACUCCUCUGCGAUCAUGCUAACAUGCUACUGUAGCUUUGUUACUUUAAAACACCAUAAACAUUAGCACAACUCCUCUGUGAUCAUGCUAGCAUGCUAACACACUACUUUAGUAUUAUUAACAGAAUGAGUCGUCAUUAAAUAUUAAUCAAUAAUAAUUAAAACCAGUUAGAUUCAGAGACAAACACACCUCCAGUCUGUGGGACGCAGACCUUCAUAUCGGUCUCUGAAUGAAAACAAAUGUGAUUUUUUUUAACCUUUUUUUCUCGUUCCUUUGUGCCUUUAAUACCUUCUAAUGAUGCUAGCUAGCAAUAAAAGCAGAUUGAAACCGCUAAA
Amphiprion ocellaris (clown anemonefish) is the source of this 3600-nucleotide messenger RNA. RefSeq names its product coagulation factor XIII A chain-like. Bases 198 to 2366 code for a protein of 722 amino acids. NCBI's taxonomy places the organism in Eukaryota, Metazoa, Chordata, Actinopteri, Pomacentridae. Gene Ontology annotation, biological process: peptide cross-linking; blood coagulation, fibrin clot formation. The transcript is spliced from 18 exons. Gene Ontology annotation, molecular function: protein-glutamine gamma-glutamyltransferase activity. The record is from RefSeq and is a predicted model, not a curated record.